CGAAGCACAAAGGGAUUGCUGGGCCCCUAUAAUAAAGAUUCAUCAGAUGAUUUUCUCCCAAGAUACUCAGAAAUUUCUCUGCCACACAACUCUUCACUUCAUGAUAUACACUGGAAAUUUGGAAUUACAUGGAUAGUAGGGAGCCCGGAAGAAAGUCUCUUUACCUACGACACUGGGAGAUCGUGGGCCACAUACUAUGACCCAUACUUUACCCCCAACUACAACUACUCUGCCCACCGCAACUCUACUGAUGUGGAGGAGGGAGCAGUGGAAGUGUGUGAGGGAGACAGAGAUUGUCUAUUCUAUGCAGCACUCACUGGAAGAGUGAACAGUGCUGAUGCCACUAAUGACCAGGCAAACCUCCAGAUCAGAGAGAUACUGGAGCUAAUGGUUCCAAUUGUGUGUGACUUUGGAUGUGAGAACGGGGCCUGUGUGUCCAACACAUGCUACUGUGGAGAGGGCUUUUCUGGACAGAGAUGUACUCAGAGAGUACUGUCAGAAUGUGAGAGGGAUCCCUGUGAAAAUGGAGGAACAUGCUACAGACAUGUGAGGGACCACUUCUGCUCCUGCCCUAAAGGAUAUGGUGGGACCUUCUGUCAGGACGGUGAUGAUGAAGAAAGACCAAGGAUUGGCUCACUCAUCGUACUAAUUGCAGGGAUCAUCUCUAUUACUGUAGUUGUUAGUGUCAUUACCACUGUCAUUUUCUGUAGGUAUCGUCACUUGUUUUAGAGUAUGGCAUGAAAACA
Geodia barretti is the source of this 746-nucleotide messenger RNA. NCBI's taxonomy places the organism in Eukaryota, Metazoa, Porifera, Demospongiae, Tetractinellida, Geodiidae. The record is from the annotation of a GenBank genome assembly.